GCUUAUUGACCUUUAAUCAUUUAGAGGGCAUUUUUAAGUCCCGUUUUAUUUUAUCAUACACAGUUCACCGGUCGGCCCGAGAACUUUGAUCGAAUUACACUUAACUAAAAAGCUUUGCCGGUGCACAAUGGGUCGAAAAUUCGUAGUAGGAGGAAACUGGAAGAUGAAUGGAAACAAAAGUCAAAUUUGCGAUAUAGUUAGUUUCCUCAAAACAGGACCGUUGAAUCCAGAAACUGAAGUAAUAGUCGGAGUUCCAGCUAUCUUCUUGGACUAUGUAAGAGUAAAUCUACCAGAAAAUAUAGCCAUAGCAGCCCAAAAUUGCUAUAAAGUUGCCAAGGGAGCUUUUACUGGAGAAAUCUCCCCAGAUAUGAUCAAAGACGUCGGGGUAAAUUGGGUAAUCUUGGGCCAUUCAGAACGCAGACAAAUAUUUGGAGAAACCGAUGAAUUAAUUGCCGAGAAAAUAGCUCAUGCUUUGGAAUCAGGUUUGAAAGUUAUUGCUUGCAUUGGUGAAACUUUGCAAGAACGUGAAGCUGGGAAGACUGAGGAAGUAGUGUUUCGACAGACACAGGCCAUUGCUUGUAAAAUAAAAGAUUGGACAAACGUUGUUGUUGCAUAUGAACCAGUUUGGGCUAUAGGUACUGGCAAAACUGCUAGCCCUCAACAAGCACAAGAGGUACAUAGAGCACUGAGGCAAUGGUUUUGUGAUCACGUUAAUGCUAGUGUUGGGGAGUCUAUUAGAAUUCAGUAUGGUGGCUCAGUUACAGCUGCUAAUUGCAAAGAAUUAGCUGCACAACCAGAUAUUGAUGGAUUUUUAGUUGGGGGUGCUUCAUUGAAACCUGAAUUUGUAAACAUUAUCAAUGCAAAGCAAUAAAAUUGUGCAUCUGUUUGUCACUAAAUAUAUAUGUAGAGGAAUGUGUAAAUAAAAUACAGACUACAGCGGC
Zophobas morio is the source of this 941-nucleotide messenger RNA. It is a transcript of the gene Tpi, whose product is annotated as Triose phosphate isomerase. NCBI's taxonomy places the organism in Eukaryota, Metazoa, Arthropoda, Insecta, Coleoptera, Tenebrionidae. The coding region runs from base 128 to 871 and encodes 247 amino acids. The transcript is spliced from 3 exons. The record is from RefSeq and is a predicted model, not a curated record. Gene Ontology annotation, molecular function: triose-phosphate isomerase activity. Gene Ontology annotation, cellular component: cytosol. Gene Ontology annotation, biological process: gluconeogenesis; glycolytic process; glycerol catabolic process.